Messenger RNA from Fraxinus pennsylvanica, 474 nucleotides. The record is from the annotation of a GenBank genome assembly. Lineage: Eukaryota; Viridiplantae; Streptophyta; Magnoliopsida; Lamiales; Oleaceae.
AUGGCAAAAUUGUAUGUGCAGGCGGUGCCGACUACGGAUCUGAAUCGGAACACGGAGUGGUUCACGUACCCCGGCGUAUGGACUAUCUACAUCCUAAUACUGUUCUUCUCGUGGCUGGUGGUGCUCUCUGUUUUCGGUUGUUCUCCCGGCAUGGCCUGGACAAUUGUCCACCUCUCUCAUUUCGUCGUUACAUAUCAGUUCUUUCACUGGAAGAAGGGAACACCAUUUGCGGAAGACCAGGGUGUCUACAAUAGGUUGACUUGGUGGGAACAAAUAGAAAAUGGCAAGCAGCUCACUCGCAAUAGGAAAUUCUUGACUGUGGUCCCUGUUGUGCUGUAUUUGAUAGCCUCGCAUACAACAGACUAUCAACACCCUAUGCUCUUCUUCAACACGUUAGCAGUUUUCAUUCUGGUUGUUGCCAAGUUCCCACAUAUGCAUAAAGUUCGUAUUUUUGGAAUCAAUGCCGAUCAAUGA